Penicillium lagena is the source of this 1227-nucleotide messenger RNA. RefSeq names its product PQ-loop repeat-containing protein. The record is from RefSeq and is a predicted model, not a curated record. Gene Ontology annotation, biological process: basic amino acid transmembrane export from vacuole. The transcript is spliced from 2 exons. Gene Ontology annotation, cellular component: fungal-type vacuole membrane. Bases 1 to 1227 code for a protein of 408 amino acids. Lineage: Eukaryota; Fungi; Ascomycota; Eurotiomycetes; Eurotiales; Aspergillaceae.
AUGUUCCCUUCACAGGUGGCCAAUUUCAACAUCGAGGCCGUGAGUGGCAUUUGCGGCUCCAUAUCAAUUGCUUGCUGGGUCGUCGUCUUCUCCCCGCAAAUUAUCGAAAACUUCCGCCGCGGCUCAGCAGACGGCCUCUCGCUGCUCUUCCUCAUCGUCUGGCUAGCGGGCGAUGUAUUCAAUAUCCUCGGUGCCAUUCUGCAAGGCGUGCUGCCCACAAUGAUUAUCCUGGCUGUGUACUACACUCUCGCGGAUAUCGUGCUGCUGGGACAGUGCUUCUACUAUCGCGGCUUUAACAUUACGAAUGAGCUAUCUGCUUCUCCUACACCGACGUCAGAUGCUACUGCCACUGCUAGUGUGGAGCAGAGUGAUGGCGAGGGUAGUUCCACGCCGGUCCCAACAGAGCAAUCAGCUCUGCUUCCUAAAUCCACGAUCACGUCCCCAUCCAAUAGACAUAUCCAGAUCCAGCAGCCGACAGAACACACACAUCAUGCACACGAAGCUCAGAACGGCGCACGCCCUCUUUCGUCCUCCUCGUCCACACGCAACAUAGGAAGAAGACACUCGGCCACAUCCUUCCACGAUCUCCUCCACUCCUCAGUAGACGGCACGCACCUCUCCCCCGCGACGCCCUUCAUCGAGUCAGAAUCAGAACGAGUCCUCUCCCAACGGACCCGCCGCCGCAUCUCCUCCCUGCAAACAGCCCUAUUCAACGCCACAGCCAUUGCUCUCGUCUGCGCGGCAGGGAUUUUGGGCUGGUACGUCAGCCCGGGCUCAAAGAGCUCCACUGACGAGCCCGAGCCUCUUGCCAUGGAUACGCUUGGCCAAGUGUUCGGGUAUCUCUGUGCGGUGUUCUAUCUAGGAUCGCGACUGCCACAGCUUCUUUUGAACUUUAGGCGCAAAUCGACGGAAGGCGUCUCCUUGCUCUUCUUUCUCUUUGCCUGCAUCGGCAACUUGACCUAUGUCUUGUCGAUUCUAGCGUAUUCGCCCGUCUGCCGUGGUUCCUCUGAGGCUGUGGCUGUCAGUCCUGUGCAGCAUCAUUCCCAUGUACGCUGUCGGCCUGGUGAAGCGACUGCUAUAUAUGGGCGAUAUAUACUGGUUAAUCUGUCUUGGCUGGUUGGCAGUGCUGGCACACUGUUGCUAGACAUGGCUAUUUUUGUGCAGUUCUUUCUGUACAGCAGUUCCAAAGUUGAGGAAGAAGAUGGGGAGUAUGAAAACCGCGCUUAG